ACAAAAUUACAUGAUUACAAUAAUCCUGAACGUCGCUUCCCAAUAUUUAAUAAAUUGUCCAUCCAUCCAGAUAAUUCCAUUAUCUUUUUUUUUCCCUAACAUAACCUCUCUUCCGGCCGUCCCCCUUCCCGUUUUCAACCACAAUCACAAACACAACCAAAUCAAAUAAUCAAUCAAUCAAGUACUGAAGAAUGGGAGACAAGAACGCGACUCCAGCAGCGGUGAAGCGGAUAUCGAGAUGGGUUCGAAGCCGAUCGGUGCGAGAACAAGUCACAAUGGGCGUAGUUUCCGCCAUUGUUAUACUUAUUGUGUUGCGACUUAUUUGGAAAACUCAGACUUACUUUUUUGUUUCAAGUCAAAUCGCUCAUUUUGCUGCUCUUUUGCUCUUAAUUUAUAAGCUCACCAUCAACAAAACUUGUUCUGGUCUAUCUCUGAAAACUCAGGAGCUUACAGCAAUAUUCUUAUUAAUAAGAAUGUUCUGUUCUUAUGGUCUCUUACGUGAUAUGCAUGUUGUACUUGAUUCUUUGACCCUUGGAGCUACCCUCUGGGUGAUCUAUAUGAUGCGAUUUAAGUUAAAGAGCACCUACGUGAAAGAGCAUGACAACCUGCCUUUGUAUUAUGUGUUAGUGCCUUGCGCUGUUAUUUCAAUAAUUGGUCAUCCUGGAGUCAGGGCUGGCGUUAUCUUGGGAUUUUUAUUUGUGUAUUACAUGACAAUUGAAGCCGUUUCAGUGCUCCCCCAGCUUCAAUUCAUACAAAAUGCUAAGAUGGUUGAACCAGUUACCGCUCAUUAUGUAUUUGCAUUGGGUGUUUCAAGAUUCUUUGCAUUUGCAAAUUGGAUAAAUUUGCUUAUUGACGGUGGUGGAUCAUUGCUAACCCAAAUAGGACAGGGACAUCUUUAUAUAGCAGUGGCUCUUCUGGCUGAAGUGGUUCAAACUUUCAUCUUGGCCGACUUCUGUUACUACUACGUCAAGAGUGUAAUGGCCGGAGAACGCAUGAUGAGACUACCUUCACAAGUGGUCUAAAGUUGGACAGUAUUACUGUUGGCACGUUGAAGCAAUAAAACAUAUGUUCGUGUAAAGGCUCAAUCUUCUGCGCCAAAGCCUUCAACAAGAAUAAAACGAGAAGUAACAAGACCUUGUUUUUGUUAAUAUUAAUCGACAAUCGUCAUGUUUGCAGUAUGUGCUUUGAGUCUUAAAUGACUAAGGUUUUGAUGUUCCUUAGUCCUGUUUAUGUAAAUUACUGUUAAAUGAGUUUGCUCUGCAAACUUUUUGCUUUAAUUUAGUUCUCGGUGAUGUAUGUACAAAGUUCAAAGUGUAUAUAUUGGCUAAAUAGUUCGUUUACAACC
Amaranthus tricolor (Joseph's coat) is the source of this 1345-nucleotide messenger RNA. RefSeq lists its product as uncharacterized. Gene Ontology annotation, cellular component: membrane. The coding region runs from base 192 to 1022 and encodes 276 amino acids. NCBI's taxonomy places the organism in Eukaryota, Viridiplantae, Streptophyta, Magnoliopsida, Caryophyllales, Amaranthaceae. The transcript is spliced from 6 exons. The record is from RefSeq and is a predicted model, not a curated record. Gene Ontology annotation, molecular function: ER lumen protein retrieval receptor activity. Gene Ontology annotation, biological process: protein retention in ER lumen.